AUGACCACAGUGAACACUGGAGCCGCCAGGGGACCUACUGUUAUUGCCCCAAAUAAUGUCCACAUCAUCCAGUCCGGGCACCCUGUGCCUCCUGGAAGCCACGUGCAGCCUUUUGGGGUGACCGCUUAUCCGGCCUCGACAAUGGUCCAGUGUGACACAGGAAGAGCACAUUUUCCGAGCCACGGGGGAGUGGCAGGUGCACAGAAUCAGCCCAUUCUGCUCCAGUAUCCAGCAGGAACGGUUGUGCAGACUUCACCCGUAGUGGUCCAAGGCUCAACAGGAACCACAAACCUCCAGAGUCUGCCCCAGAACCUUCAGAAUCCUCCCAACUUCACGCCCCAGUCCACAGGCCCCUCCAGCCAGUUCCAGGGGAAUCCAUUAUUUACAUCAUUUUAUACAUUUGAUCCCAAGAAAUUCAUAAACGAAGAAGUCAGGACCCUGGGGGCCAUCCAGAUCCUCAUUGGACUGACGCACUUUUUUUCUGGGAUGGCAACGAUCCCUUAUAUUGGCAUGUCGGUGACCACAAGCUCAGGGUACACGUUCUGGGGAGGACUGUUUUACGUUGUGUCUGGAUCCCUCUCCGUGCAGGCCUCGAAGGACACCUUUCCGUGUGUGGUGAACAGCAGCAUCGGCAUGAACAUUGUCAGCACCAUCGUCUCUCUAACCGGGGCCAUGAUUCUCCUCUCCGAUAUGAUCAUAACUAACGAUACACUUCUCAAGUUAUACUGUGGUGGGAUCUUCCCCUUUGCCCUCCUGGAGUUCUGCCUCACCUGUGUGGCCUCAUAUUUUGGGUGCCAGGCUACCUGCUGGAACCAAUUCACGAACAUGACGCUGUGGUCAAACAUGUUCCAUACCAACCCAGUCAAUACGGCCAGCGGUCCUUACAGCUCCACCAGUGGCCUUGCCAAUGCUCCCCCAAGUCCUGCCAAUGUUAACACCGGCCCUGCCGACACAACCAACAGCUCGUUCAGUGCAACCACCGGCUCUGUCACCACCACCACCAGCUCGCUCAGCACUGCCACCAGCUCACUCGGUGUUACCAACCGUCCUGCCAACACUGUCCCAGCCCCACCCGCCCCAUCACCAGCUGCACUAAAGCAGUCACAGGUUCAGCCAUCCCCAGCGACCCAGGCGAGACUCCACUGA
Elephantulus edwardii (Cape elephant shrew) is the source of this 1146-nucleotide messenger RNA. RefSeq names its product membrane-spanning 4-domains, subfamily A, member 18 (gene MS4A18). Gene Ontology annotation, cellular component: plasma membrane. The record is from RefSeq and is a predicted model, not a curated record. Lineage: Eukaryota; Metazoa; Chordata; Mammalia; Macroscelidea; Macroscelididae. The coding region runs from base 1 to 1146 and encodes 381 amino acids. The transcript has 6 exons. Gene Ontology annotation, biological process: cell surface receptor signaling pathway.